UGGAAGUUACCAUUAAGAGGAAUGCUAUGCAGAACCAGUGCUGUUUUGUAAAUGGGGAGUGCUGUCAGAGCCAGAUGUUGUUCUUAUCUGAUUAGAUAAUAACCCGGUCAACAAUGGGUCGUUUUUUGGCGAAUCUGCUCAUACUUCUGCUGAUUUCUAUAGGACACGUGUAUGCAGUUUCCUUCUACGGCAAUGGCUACAUUCACCUGCGAACAAUAGAGAAGUCCGUUCAGACGUUAAUCCACAUACGAUUUCGUACCUCAAGCCAUUCUGGGCUUCUGUUUUUGGCAGCAGGACGCAGAGACUUUUUACUUCUUGAGCUGAUCUCUGGACACCUGCAGGUACGUCUGAACCUGGGCUCAGGUGAGCGUUUUCUAAGUUCGGAAAGGGGCACCCAUCUUAACGAUCUGGCUUGGCACACAGUGGAUCUGAACCACACACACCACAACAUCAACAUGAUUGUAGACCGAACCUCUCACAAUAGUCUCCGAAUGCCAGAACCAGAUUUGGAGCUCAGCAUUGAGGACGGGCUCCUUAUUGGUGGGACACCUGGACUAAACCAUCCUUACCUUCUUAACAUCUCAGCUGGGUUUAGGGGUUGCUUGGAUGAAGUUGUUUUCAAUGAACACAACCUAUUGUCCAGCCUUCAGGUGCAUUCUGAGUAUAAGAGCAUCCACGAGGUAUCCCUGGGUUGUAGUUCACAAUUUUCAGCAACAGAAGAAGAUCCUGUGAGGUUUUCCAGCUCUAAAGCCUUCAUUUCUCUCCCUCAAUGGGAGGUCCUCCAAGAGGGGACAUUUGAGUGUGAACUUCACCCUUCCUCGAAAGAUGAAAAUGGACUUGUGUUGUACAGCUCUGGGAGUAAAGGAGGGUUUGUCUCCAUCGAGAUCAGAGACGGUCACCUUGUGGCCUCGAUAGGAAAUGGAGAGGGUAGUAAAACUGAGCUGCAUUCACUGACACAUGUCUACAGCAAGCAAACCUGGUACCCCAUCCAGCUGCUCCUACUCCCUGAUAGCAUCCAAUUGAAGGUAGGCAAGGAGUUAGUGAAGGCCAGCCUGAGUCAGGAGCUCCAGGCCAUUCAGCUCAAAGGGCCUCUCUUCCUUGGAGGACUGGAUGACGUUGCUCUAGAAAAAGCAAGAAGUACAGGAUUAUCUUCUGUUCCUUCUAAAGAAGGAGGAGGAAGAUCAUUUAAAGGCUGCCUCCAAAAAAUUAGGGUGAACACUCAAAAAACUGGUCUACCUAAUGCUAUGGUCACCAAGGAUGUUACUGUGGGCUGUAACAUAGGCCAAGCUCCAAAGAUAGUGAUAAUUUCCAGUCCAACAGAUGUCCCUGAGUUUGAUGUUACCAGCACACAGAUGAUCAUCAACAACAGGGCCACAAACCUAUUGUUGCUUCGAACACUGGAGGUAGCUGAAGGAGGACAGGUGCUGCUUGAACCAAAACAUAUAAAGGUGAAUCUUGAUUUUCGCAAACUGGGGAUCCAUCCAUCACAUCUAAUGUGCCGCAUCGUUGAGCCUCCUGUUCAUGGUCAGCUGCAUUUGAAUCCCAAUCCAGAUCCAGAUGGGUUUCCUGGGGAAAUGCAGGAGAAGAUCAUCGGAAUAGGGACAGAGGAGAAGGAUCGAACUUUCAGCAUGCUGGACCUGUGGCAGGGUCGGGUUAUGUACGUUCACAGCGGCUCAGAGGACCACAAUGACUUCUUCACAUUUUCAAUCUUCUCUAAUAAUAAGAAUGAGCUGCCUUCAUUUCUGAAAGACAAUCAUCUGCACCAAUUUAAUAUCAGCAUCACGCCGGUUAAUGAUGCUCCUGUUCUUAGCUUGCCACAAGGAAACCUUUUUACUCUGCUGGAGAAGUCCAAACGACAGUUGACAACAGAUAUGCUGAGAGUCUUAGACCCUGACAGCAGUCCUGAGGAUCUUUCUUUAAGUUCAAUGGGGAACCUCAAUUCUGAAGCAGGUUACCUCGAGAACCAAGAUUACCCUGGCAGGCCCAUCAACUUGUUCUCUUUAAAUGAUCUGGGAGAGGGUAAGAUCUUCUUUGUGCACACAGGAGUUUCUGCCUCCAGGCUGGUCCUCAGAGCCAGCGAUGGGCAUAGAGUCAGCAACACAGUAGUUUUAAAGAUCAUGGCACUGACACUUGAAUACAAACUAGUGAAUAAAACUGGACUGGAGGUGAACCAGGGUGAAGCUGCCAUCAUCAGCACCAGUCACCUAGCAGUACGGGUCAAUGUGGCUGAUAGUUCAGUAGAUGUGUGGUAUGAUGUGACAGAGUUGCCACAGUUUGGGGAGAUCCAGAGGUUGCACUCAAGGGGUGAAUGGAAAUCCAGCACCUUUUUCUCACAGAGACUCCUGGAAAAGGAAAGGAUCCGGUAUAUCAGCACCUACCAUGGAAUUCAGACUCAGAUCAACAUUACGGACCAAUUCAAAUGUAAAAUCGUUAUUAAUUCGAUAGCCAAAGAGGAGGUUGUUUUCCCUAUAGAGAUCCGCUGGGUUCAAUUGAAGGUAACGAGAAGCAAGAUGGAAGUGAUUGGCCUUGAGAGUGCUGUCCUCACACCUGAAGACCUUCAUGUGAUUUCUAAAGGUGUUAAAAUCAAUGAGGGUGAUCUUUUCUUCAGAGUCCUGACAGUUCCAAAGAAAGGACGGUUGUUCCUCAACCAAAAGGUUCUGCAAAGGAACUCAACCUUUAGCCAAGAGAACAUCACAGAGGGUUUGGUCAAGUAUGACCUCUUCAACAGACUGCACGAUGACACAAGAGAUUCCUUCAGCUUUCAGGUGUUUUCUGCUCACGCAGCUUCAACACCUUAUGACUUCAGGAUCAACAUCAAAGCAGAGUCGAGUGCUGUAACCAUCGUUAAUAAAGGCCUCUCGAUCCUCGAAGGAGCAAGUAAAGUAAUCACGAAGGACAUUUUGUUCACUCAUACGGCGAGUAACCGGGAGGUUCAUUAUAAUGUAACAGUGAGCCCCAGGCAUGGGCAGUUAAGAAAGAUCAAUCUGUCCAACUCAACUUCCAUUAACGACAACAUAACGACGUUCACCAAUGAGGACCUCACAGAGGAGCGGAUCAUGUACGUUCACGACGACAGCGAGACCAAACAGGAUUACUUCACGUUUCAAAUCGCUGUUUACAAACCACACAAACACACAAGCAAGAAGGAAGAUGGAGAGACUGCAGAGCACACCUUUAACAUCUCAGUGCAGCUCGUCAACGAUCAGAGGCCUGUCAGGGUUGUCGACAAGGUCUUCCACGUGGCCCGUGAUGGACAGAGAUUGGUGACCCUGAAAGAUCUGCGCUACCGUGAUGAUGACUUGGAUUUUGAGGACAGCUGGCUGGUCUACACACGAAGGGGGAUUCCAAUGGGGGAGCUGGUGCUGGCCAGUAAUCCCAGUCACAGGCUGUAUGAGUUCACGCAGCGGGACCUUGAGCAGAACAAGGUGUUGUUUAUCCACAGCGGGGUGAGUUUUGGACGCUUUGUGCUCUUUGUAACAGAUGGGAAACAUUAUGUUUCAGCGCUGCUGGAGGUGAUGGCGCAGGAUCCAUACCUGCAGGUGGAGAACAACACAGGUCUCAUGGUCCAGCAGAGUGGGAUUGCAGCCCUGACUUCUGUUAACCUGAGUGUCAUCAGCAACCUCGACAUUCGGGACCCCCAGGAAGUGACGUUCGAGGUCUACGUUCCUCCUAGACAUGGUGUACUCUGCUUUAAUGAUGGGCUGAAGGAGGCAAUCAUAGGAACUGAUGCCAUUUCAGUUUUCACCCAGAGAGACCUGGUGGCGGGGCGUCUGGCCUAUCACCACAGCGGAGGCCACGAGUUGUUAGAUGUUUUCAAUGUGACGGCGAGAGCGAGAGAAAGAAGCACUGAGAGGCUGACUGAAAGGGGGAGGAGGGAGGUGCAUCUGGAUAUUGGAGUGCCAGUGAAAAUUUACUUAGAGAGUCAUCACAGGCCUCCAACUGUCAAAACCAAUCGUCCAGUCGUGGUGGCUGAGGGACAGAAUACCCCCAUAAGCAGAGAAGAUGUAGAGGUGGUCCAUGAGGACAGUUUACCCUCGGAAAUAGUCUUCAUUGUCCAAAUCCCUCCUACAGUGGGCAUUAUUUAUAGAUUAUCUGGCAAUAUAAAGCAUGAAAAUGCACUUGGAAAGGAGCAGGACCUUCAAAAGGGACUCAAAGAGCAGCCUACAAUCACCUUUACUCAAGAAGAUCUCAACCAAAGAUCAAUCAUUUAUCAGCAGCAGGCUGCAGGUAGCUUCAAUGACUCUAUUCUCUUGGAAGCAACCAAUGGGGUGACAAAGGUUGGGCCUAUCAGGGUGGUGGUUGACAUCAUACCUAUCCUGCUUCCCCUACAGGUGUUGAACUUGACCCUUGAUGAAGGGUCGUCCAUGCCUCUCACAUCCAGCAUUAUUAAGGUUGCCAGUCAUCACUUUUUAGGGUUGAAUUUCCUUUACCAAGUUAUUGUUCCACCAAGGUUUGGACACCUGGAGCACAGCCGUAUCCCGGGGAUGCCUAUCAAUGCUUUUACACACACAGAGGUGGAGCAUGAGUACAUCUCCUAUGUCCAUGAUGGCAGUGAAACACCAAAGGACAACUUCACAAUUGUAGCUAAUCAAACAGAGAUGAAAAAGCACAGCUUGCCGUGCACUGUUCACAUCACAAUCACACCUGUCAAUGACGAGACACCUGUUGUGACCACCAACCAUGGCCUAAAGGUGUGGGUGGGUUCUGUAACAGAAAUAAGCACAAAUGAACUCAGUGCAGAUGAUUCAGAUACUCCACCUGAGGGCCUGGAGUUUGUUGUCACACCACCGAGCAACGGUCACUUGGCCCUGAAGAGCGCCCCGUCCAGACACAUCCUGAACUUUACCCAAAAUUAUAUACAGAGCAGACAGCUGGUGUUUGUGCACAGCGGUCCGUUAUCGGGCGGCUUUCACUUUCAGGUGAAUGAUGGAGUUAACUUUGCUCCUCGGCAGAUCUUCAGCACAACAGCCCACGCUCUGGUCCUGACUUUACAGAAGAACCACCCUAUGGAGGUGUACCCAGGCUCCGUGACUCCGAUCUCAGAGCAGGACCUUCAGGUUGUUUCCAGCAUCAACAGUGAAAUCGGAAGGAACCAGUCCGUGAUUUUUGCUGUGACUGCUCCUCCUAAAUUUGGUCGCCUGGUCAGACGAUUGCCUGAUAACUCUUUCAGAAACAUUUCCACAUUUACACAGAGCAUGGUGAAUGACGGGUUGAUCCUGUAUGAUCAGAACAAGCCAGAGUCAGUUGGGUGGUCGGCUGCAGACUCCUUUUCUUUCACCGUCUCCUCUCCUCCAGCUUUUCUCCCUCCACGCACCUUCACCAUUUUAAUCUCCUACCAAGCCAAUGAACACCUUGGUAUCCCUCAAAAUAGGACUAAACUACUAAACAAUGCAGGUGCAGUGGUGGCUGAAGGAGGCAGAGUGACAAUUGACCGCUCUAAGCUCGAUGCCUCUAACCUGCUGGGAAACCUCCCAGAGUCCCACAGAAAGGACCACCACAUCAUGUACCGAGUGAUUUAUCUGCCCCGACACGGAGCUCUGACCAUACAGGGACACAAUCUCACCAGGAGCCAGCCAGAUUUCUCACAAGCCACCCUGAACAAGUUCGGCAUCAUGUACCUCCACGACGACUCAGAGACGACAAAGGACAGCUUCACUUUUCGAGCCUGGGUGGCUCCUUUGCAUCUUUCCUCUUCCUCCUCUUCAUUAUCCUUGUCUGCCUUUUCUUCUGAUUCCUCCUCUUCCUCUUCUUUUUCCCCUCUCUACUCUGCUUCGUCAUCCUCCUUUCCAGCACUGGGCACUGCGUCUCAUCGCCACCCUGCCAUGGACGGCGUGGCAGUGACAGAGAUGUUCAACAUCACAGUGACACCCGUCAAUGACCACCCACCAUUAAUCAGGAGCAGAGCCCCGAGCAUGAAGGUUGUGGUUGGGGAGAGAGUCAUUCUUGGACCUGACAACCUUCAGGUUGAGGACCACGAUACUCCACCAGAAGAGCUGCACUACCUUGUGAUCAGUAAGCCCAACAAUGGCUACCUAACUUUGGGAGAAAGACCUGAGCCAGUGACCUCUUUCACCCAGUAUGACGUCAACCACGGCCGACUACAUUUUACACAGCAGGGUGAGGUCUCAACUGGAGUUUUCUACUUCAAUGUCACUGAUGGUCAUCACCGUCCGCUCUACAAAUUGUUUAGCUUGGAGGUGGUUAAGCCGUCUGUCUCCAUGGUUAACAACACUGGCCUGUCAUUGGUCCAAGGCCGCACGGCGGUGGUGCUGACAACCAACCAGCUGGCAGCCCAAACCAACGGUCAGAGGCAGGCCAAUAUCUCCUACACAGUCACCAAGCACCCACGUCAUGGGCGCAUUGCUAUAAACGACCAGGAGGUCACCACCUUCUGGCACCAGGACCUCCAGUUUGGUCGGGUUGUCUAUCACAUGACUGAUCUCAGCGAAUCAGAGGACAGCUUCCAGAUCUCAGUGUCAGCCUGGGCUGCUGGUAUUGACUAUGGGAGAGUGACAGGGCAGACAGUGAAUGUUACUGUGAGGCCUCUGAUCUACCUUAGAGAGCCAGUUAGAGUUCCGAGUGGGAUUGCAGUGAAACUGGGCAAAGCUAUGAUUGAUGCCUCUGAGCUGGCCAGAAUCAGCAGGGUCGAUCCAGUCUUUGAGGUUCUCUCUCCGCCAAAACAUGGAAAAUUGGUCAAGAUUAUCUACGACCCAAACCAUGCAUCAGAGGCACUGAGGUCAUUUACAUUCAGAGAUGUCGUGCAGGGCCGAGUUGCUAUUGAAGAGACUCUCAGUGACGCUGACAGCCAGAUUCAUAAAAAUAAAUCCUCACUCACAAAAGCCCGUGGCCACACACCAGCCACGCCACUCAAUGAUUCCUUCACCUUCCUGCUAAAGGCUGGAAACGUCCAGCCAGCAAAGGGCGAGCUUCACUUUACCAUCUUUCCCCACCACCAAAUGCGUCAUGGCACAAGAAGUUUCCACAAGGCGCACGGUGCAAGUCAUGAACGCACAACUACCCAUUUUGGAGCACACAACAGAACGACUCCAAGGGCUGGACAUGAAGAGUCUGUGAUGCAUAGUACGACUGCCGAGAGUUUGCACCCUCACUUUUUGUCAAAUAAUAACCAAAAUAAGACUCAUCGAAAGGUGAAGCCCCACAGCCGCUGGGGGAACCGUACGCGCAGUCAUGGAGGAAGAUCAGGGAGCAGCCCAGAGAUAGCAGUAGAAGGGCACACUCAUGCUCCACAGCUCCACACUCCUCCUGUCCUAGAAAUGCAGGUUCCAAUAAGCCCUCCAAUCCCCGACCUGGUUCAUGUGGAGAUCCUCCCCCGUCCUGCCUCUGAUCCCCUCCUCAUUAUUCUACCACUGCUGACUUGUUUACUUCUCAUUGUAAUCCUUGUGAUUCUGAUUCUGGUUUUUCGCCAUCGCAAAGAGAAACAAGCUCGUCAGCGACUGAUGCACGAACUGGCUGCAGUGCAGCUAUCCACUGAGGAUAGCCCUUACAUGGGCCUGCCAGAGAGAAGUGUGGCCAUGCCCAACGUGCUUGUCACCCAACUUGGCUCUGCAAGCUGCCCCACCUCCCCCAGGGUACCCAUGAGCCCAAGAAGGAGUCUGGCUCCUGGAAUGACCUUCUGGGGGCCGUUUGAAUCUGAUUUAGCCAGUAGGGAUGGAAUAACCAGAGGUCGUAGCAGUAGCGAAAGAGAACAUUUAGGUUGUGGUAAUAUGCCCCAAGUUUCUCCUGCAGGACAUAAAACUUCUUGGAGAUCCCCGUCCCCUACACCAACUCUUAAAGACAGCCAGUACUGGGUUUGAAGGCAAGUCCUUCGUACAUAAACUGUGCCUUAAAGGGUUAUUAAUAGAUGUGUUUGCUUUCUAUGGACCAUGUGUGGCAUUUUGGGCUAAUUUAACUUAUUUUUUAUUAGAAAAUACAAAAUGCAUCUUCCCUCUAAUUUAAGGAGUUUGACUUGAAUUAUUUUGCUAAAUUUAACGCUUAUGAUGAAAAUUGUCAUGGGGCAAGAGUUCCUUGGGUUAAAUGUAGACAAAUAACCAACAAUAAAGAUUAUUAUUGUUUUAUUUUUAAAAUAAUGCCAGACAUUAGAGUUAGACAUAGGGACUAUAUAAAUAAAACUGAAUUGAAUUGAACAUGAAACACAAAAACAUUUUGGCUAGCCUACACUUUAGUUUGGAAAUAAGAGAUAAAUGAACGUCUUACCUUAAAUUUGAUAUGUUCCUUCUUCUAUAUAUCAUUUGUCAGCUGUUAGGUUGUGUUUUACUGUACAUGCCUCUUCAGGUACUGUAAGCUUUAGGUAAGCAACACAAUAUAUUUCAAAAGAACCCAUACCCCAUGAACUUUUGACAUUUUGUUACACUGUAGCUACAAACUUCGAUGUACUUCAUUGGAAUUUUAUGUGAUAGACCAACACGAUAUAAAGGCACAAGUGCAUACUUGCAGUUAGAGUUGCAAGUUGUUUUGGGUAUGUCUCCCCCAGCUUUGCACAUAUACACACUGAUUUAUUUUGUUAAUUCCUGUUUGCAAAAAAAACUAAGACACAAUUAAACUGGAUAGAGAUCAACUAUGAACUGUCAAGUCUUGCCACUGAUUCUCAAUUAGAUUUAAGUUUGGACUUUGACUGGGCCAUUUUAACACCUAAUUAUGUUAUAGUCCAUUCCAUUGUAGCUUUGAGUGUAUGUUUCAUGUUUUUGUCCUUCUGGAAUAUAGACCUCCACCCCAGUCUUGUUUAUUUUUACUUACAUUCAGCAAACACAAGAGGACUACAUAUACUAACUAGGUGACUUCUGAAGGCUAUUGAUUGCACUGGAUUUUUGUUUAGGGGUAUCAGAAUAAAGGGGAAUGUCACAUCCCGUGACUGGUCAAUGGGUAUUAGAGGCUAAUAUAAAUCUAUACAGUGAAAUAAAAAGACAGAUAGACUUUAAAGAUUGAUAAUAUUCUAUUGGGACUCAGAUCAACAUAACAAGCAAAACAUCCCUAAAUGAAAAAUAAAAAUCUAACUUUUCUAACAACAAAGAAAGGAACGUACAAACCUACAAAUUAUCUACCGACAUAAACUUGAGUGCUUGAAUUAAACAAAUGACAGCUCUCCCCUAUAAAACCAAUCUAAUAAAAAUGUACAGGUUACAAAAAGCAUUAAUGUUUUAACAAAUGAGGUAUAUAGCAGUUAAGUGAGUCAAGUCAGAUGUGCAGCUUUACAGUCCCUUUGGUCCUUCAAGCCAAUCAGCUUGAAGAUCUUCAAGCAGCAAUCAGUUACAAAGUAGGAGAAGCCCAGAAAGCAGCAUAGACCAUCUCCAUAUAUUACAAUGGUGGAUAUAUUGGGUUGAAUACAAAUACAUGGCACCCUUUUUUAAAUUUUUAUUCCCACCUACCCCAGGUACACACCUCCACAGGUACUAUUUAGCAAUAACAUCUAACUACAAAGAUUAAUGAGUGGAUCAUGCCGUAUAAGCUGGUGGACUGGAUACAAUAUUUAUAAUGGAUGGCAGACAUUACAUUUACACACAAGUAUACACUUCUGGAAGAUUAAAAAGAGAUUAAAAGCUUUCAUGAACUGCACACCUGUACUGUAUAGGUCUGCUUUCAAAUUCUGGAAUAAAAGCCCUUCUGCUAAAUACAUUGAAGUUUGUGGGUGUAGGGUUAUGAAUACACAUUAAAUAUACAUUAUGCAUACAGUGCCUUGCUCUGUAUGCAUAACGUAUAUUUUGUAUUUUGAACAUCCAUGUUUCAUUUGUCAAGGUUUGUAACCAUUUAGGGCAGUAAAUCGAUGCAUCUGCUUCUGUUUAAUAGAGUAUGAACAAUUUACUCUGAAGGUGGAUGUAGACUUUGUUACUUCUUAAAAUACAUCUACAUUCUUGUCACUUUGGACCCCUUAAAUGUGUGCUCUACAUGCCUGUGUUGUUUUACAAUUUACUGUCCAUAUGUGAAAAUAGUUUUUAAUAAAAUAUGUUUCUUAAAAAUG
Girardinichthys multiradiatus is the source of this 9973-nucleotide messenger RNA. Its product is annotated as chondroitin sulfate proteoglycan 4-like. Bases 114 to 7814 code for a protein of 2566 amino acids. The transcript is spliced from 22 exons. NCBI's taxonomy places the organism in Eukaryota, Metazoa, Chordata, Actinopteri, Cyprinodontiformes, Goodeidae. The record is from RefSeq and is a predicted model, not a curated record.